GGCUCCAGGCUCCUCCACCCUCAGUGCAUGCUGACCCCCUCCACCCCGGCAUGGCCCUAGCCUAGCCCCCCCCCCCCCCUCCACCCUCCACCCUCCACCCUCCGCCCUCCGGCAUGGCGGGCUCCUUCGACAGCCACUUUGCUCGCCACAACAUGAUGUGGCAGUGCCAGCUGUCGCAGCCGGACUGCCGCUGCUACCGCGUGGACGGCUACUCGCUGCUGAAGCGCCUGCCGCUGCACCCUCUCAUAGGCCCGCGCUGCCCGCUGCAGUCCGUGGGCCAGUGGCUGGACUCCAUCGGCCUGGUGCAGUACGAGAACCACCUGUUGGCCAACGGCUUCGACAACGUCCAGUUCAUGGGCAGUAACGUGGUGGAGGACCAGGACCUGCUGGAGAUCGGCAUCCUGAACUCGGCCCACAGACAGCGCCUCCUGCAGGCCAUCCGCCUGCUGCCCCGGGUGCGGCCGGUGGGCUACGACGGGAACAACCCCACCUCGGUGGCGGAGUGGCUGGAGUCCCUGGAGCUGGGCGACUACACCAAGGCCUUCCUGCUGAGCGGCUACACCUCCAUGGAGCUGGUCCGCAAGAUCUGGGAGAUCGAGCUCAUCAACGUGUUGAAGAUCAGCCUCGUUGGACACAGGAAGCGGAUCCUGGCCUCGCUGGGGGACCGGCUCCACGAAGACACUCCUCAGAAACCUCCGAGGGCCAUUUCUCUACGGGAGCCCGGGGGAAACCACACCCCCCCCCAGCUCAGCCCGUCGGUGGGCCCGGCGGCGUUCGGCGUCCCGGGCGGCUCGCUGGACGUGCAGCACCUCAUCAUGCAGGCCGACGCCCGGCGCCGCCAGCGCAGCAGCGACAACUACUUCGAGGACGUCCCCCGGUCCAAGCUGGAGAGACAGAUGGCCCAAGUCAGCAUGGCCGGGGAGUGGUGUGAGCCCAUCACGCUCCGUCCCCCGAACGAGGCCACGUCGUCCACCCCGGUCCAGUACUGGCAGCACCACCCCGAGAAGCUCAUCUUCCAGUCCUGCGACUACGAGGCCUACUACCUGGGCUCCAUGCUGGUGAAGGAGCUGCGAGGAACCGAGUCCACUCAGGACGCCUGCGCCAAGAUGAGGAAGUCCACGGAGCAGAUGAAGAAGGUUCCCACCAUCGUGCUGUCCGUGUCCUACAAGGGCGUGAAGUUCAUCGACGCCACCAACAAGCAGAACAUCAUCGCCGAACACGAGAUCCGGAACAUCUCCUGCGCCGCUCAGGACCCGGAGGACCUGUCCACGUUCGCCUACAUCACCAAAGACCUCAAGUCCAGCCACCACUACUGCCACGUCUUCACCGCCUUCGACGUGAACCUGGCCUACGAGAUCAUCCUGACGCUGGGCCAGGCCUUCGAGGUGGCCUACCAGCUGGCCCUGCAGGCCCGGAAGAGCGGCCACGGCUCGUCCACGCUGCCCGAGAGCUUCGACAGCAAGCCCAGCAAGCCCGUCCCCAAACCCCGCGUCAACAUCCGCAAAUCCAUGGAGCAGCCGUCCAUGGACCAGAAGGGUCACGCCAACGUUCCGUGGAUCGUGGAACCGGGUCAGGAGGCCAAGAGAGGCGUCAACACCAAGGCAGUGCCGGACGCUCAUGUCUUUUACUGUGGAAUGUAGCCGCCCUAAACAUGGAGCAUGUCACACACACACGGCGCCGUGCGGCGCGGCGCGGCGCCCGCUCGCUCACGGUCUCCGCCACACUGACUAAAGGACGCCAAACACGGAAACUGCUCCUGCACAAUGUUUCCCGUGAACUCUGGACCAGCGCGCACACACACACACGCACACACACACGCACACACACACGCACACACUGGGCGGCGCUGUCGGGCCCUGGAGCCUGGCCCUCCAGAGACUGUGACGUCCGGCUGGCUCCUUCCUUUUUGCUUUUUUUCUGUUUUUCCUUCAGUUUGUUUCACGUCAGAAAAUAACCAGAGAAAUAUGCACAAGCGCGUCGGCGUGCCCGGACUAGCCGCACGGCGCUAACGGCGCUAACGGGAACAACGGCGCCGAGCGUUUGAGGAACACUAAAAAAAAAAAAAAAAAAAAAAGUAUUCUAUUGCCCGAGGUUUUAAUGUUUAAUAUGAGAGUAUUAUCCGACCAUGAUUCUGAUUCUUGUGAGAUUCUCGUCUUCUGUCGUCUUAAUGUUCCUUUAUUUUUCUAUGACAUGCUGAGAUGUAAAA
Messenger RNA from Salarias fasciatus (jewelled blenny), 2206 nucleotides. It is a transcript of the gene anks1b, whose product is annotated as ankyrin repeat and sterile alpha motif domain containing 1B. The coding region runs from base 114 to 1640 and encodes 508 amino acids. Gene Ontology annotation, cellular component: cytosol. Gene Ontology annotation, biological process: ephrin receptor signaling pathway. The transcript is spliced from 12 exons. NCBI's taxonomy places the organism in Eukaryota, Metazoa, Chordata, Actinopteri, Blenniiformes, Blenniidae. The record is from RefSeq and is a predicted model, not a curated record. Gene Ontology annotation, molecular function: ephrin receptor binding.